Messenger RNA from Astyanax mexicanus (Mexican tetra), 1246 nucleotides. RefSeq names its product parapinopsin b (gene parapinopsinb). Gene Ontology annotation, biological process: G protein-coupled receptor signaling pathway; visual perception. Gene Ontology annotation, molecular function: G protein-coupled receptor activity. The record is from RefSeq and is a predicted model, not a curated record. The transcript is spliced from 4 exons. Gene Ontology annotation, cellular component: photoreceptor outer segment; membrane. Bases 20 to 1060 code for a protein of 346 amino acids. Lineage: Eukaryota; Metazoa; Chordata; Actinopteri; Characiformes; Acestrorhamphidae.
CCUCAGGACCCUCAGGAGCAUGGCGCUGGUCCAGGACGACCCGGAGCAUCUGAACUCUUCUUCGGUCCACAGCUUCUACGGUAGAGAAGUUCUGCUCCCCCGGGCCGGGCUGGCCACUCUCUCGGCCGUCAUGGCCGUGUUCUCGGUCACAGCUGUGCUCCUGAACUCCACAGUGAUCGCAGUGACCCUGCGGCACCGCCAGCUGCGCCAGCCGCUCAACUUCGCCCUGGUCAACCUGGCCGUGGCCGACCUGGGCACCACGCUGACCGGCGCUGUGCCAUCUGUGGUGACCAACGCUGUGGGAUACUACAUCGCUGGACGAGUGGGCUGCGUGCUGGAGGGCUUCUGCGUGUCUUUAUUCGGUAUAACAGCGCUCUGCACCGUGGCUCUGAUCGCUGUGGAGCGAUUAUUCGUGGUAUGUAAGCCGCUGGGCACCAUCAUCUUCCAAAAGAAGCAUGCAGUGAUGGGUGUAGCAGCGUCCUGGCUUUGGUCUCUCCUCUGGAACACUCCUCCUCUGUUCGGCUGGGGAAACUACGAGCUGGAAGGCGCUGGGACUUCCUGUGGGCCAGACUGGCAAAACAGAGACCCGUCAAACUUCUCCUACAUCAUCUGCUACUUCUUGCUGUGCUUCGCUGUGCCGUUUCUUAUGAUCGUGGUGUCGUACUCCUGGCUGCUGUGGACGCUGAGGAAGGUGGCUAAAGUUGGAGGUAGGUCAGCGGCGAAGGCGGAGACUCGGGUAGCCUGGAUGGUGGUGAUGAUGGUGGUGGCGUUCUUGGUGAGCUGGAUGCCGUACGCCACUCUGGCUCUAACCGUGGUCUUUAAACCUGACGUGAACUUCAGUCCUCUGGUGAAAGUCAUGCCCAUCUACAUGGCCAAGAGCAGCACCAUCUACAACCCAAUGAUCUACAUCUACAUGAACAAACAGUUUCGGACGUACGCUGUGCCGUUCCUGCUGUGUGGGAGGAACCCAUGGCCUUCAGAAGAGGAAGAAGAUGAAGAAGCAACAACAGAGGUUCAGACCGCUGUGAGCCACGUGAACAACAGAGUCAGUCCAGAGUGAUCAGAUUAGCUAGAAAAUUAGCCUUAGCAUUGGUCUGUUUACCAAAAGACUGACUGCCUUUAUGUGUGUAAAUUUCACUCACAUGUAAUUUGAUUAGCACUGCUGAGGAAAAUGUAUUCUGUGUUUAGUUGGUGUCUGUUGGUAUGUUAAAAAUGUUCAAUGUUUAAUAAAUAUUUGUAAAUUUUA